Molecule: messenger RNA, 8763 nt
Organism: Mizuhopecten yessoensis (Yesso scallop)
Lineage: Eukaryota; Metazoa; Mollusca; Bivalvia; Pectinida; Pectinidae
Product: ras-responsive element-binding protein 1-like
Exons: 18
Coding region: 44-5884 (1946 amino acids)
Biological process (GO): regulation of transcription by RNA polymerase II
Cellular component (GO): nucleus
Molecular function (GO): RNA polymerase II cis-regulatory region sequence-specific DNA binding; DNA-binding transcription activator activity, RNA polymerase II-specific
Source: RefSeq, a predicted model, not a curated record
UUUUCACAUCCGAGCGGAUAACAGCGGUCCAUAGUGUCGCAUCAUGUCCCGGAGAAAGCAGGCCAACCCCAGGCCUCUGAAAGCUCUGGAUGACAAUAUCGAGGCAGAACAAGAUGAAAGCCUGUCAAACAUAUCCUACAAAAUGGUGGCCGUUGCCGACCACAUACAGCUUAACGGGGAAACGCAGCAGGACUCGGACCCCGAUGACUUUGAUGAAUACGGUCCCUUAGUCGUCGAUACCUCCAGGCAGCCGUUAGAUGACGAUGAUGAGAAAGAUACCACAGACCAGGCUAGAUCAACGUCUGCUCUCCAUCUCGCAGAAACACAAGCUCAGCUCGAUCUAGGACCUCACCUGAGCGCCGAAUUGUCCCCGGUCGUUGUUUCUGUUGCGGGUCAGGAAGACGCACCCUCUAGUCAGCCUAUCACAGACCUCCAUCACCAGUCGAUAGACGACCAUCUCCCCCUCGUCAACGACGAUUCUAAUCUAUCUACGUCCAGAACUCCGUCCAUCUCCUCCUCGGAUCAGCUCAGCCCCGGAGGUUUCAGUUCUAGUAUAUCUUCCUCCAAGACUCACCGUCGAGGAGUCAGGAACCACUCUAUAAGUAGCGAAGAUUUAGCCCCCAAGGACGAUGAUCAAACUGAGAACAAGAUCUUACCUGUAGCCAGCGAGACUGGGGAGAGCCGCUACGUCUGUCCUAUCUGUAACGAGACUCUGUCUUCAUCCCACGAGUUAACCGUCCACAUCCGAAGCCACAACACUCACACCGGCUCCGCCUCUCAGGCCAACUCAUGUACGAUCUGUGGGAAGAGUCUUAGUUCUCAGAGCUCCCUCGAUAGACACAUGUUGGUCCACUCAGGUGAGCGACCUUUCAGGUGCAAAUAUUGCAAUAUGUCAUUUACAACGAAUGGCAACAUGCACCGACACAUGAGGAUCCAUACCAAAGAGACGGAGGCGAACGCCCAUAGCUGUGGCAAAGUGCAGAGGAAGCGAGCGCCGUCUUGGAAGCCCAAAGUGAAUAGUUUUAUCCACAUUGAGCCAGCAUCAUCUAAACCUGUCGGAGGCCUGACCAGGUCCCCACAGUUAGUUGGAAAUGAUCUCCUGCAGGGGUCGUCUCAGCUGGCAAAGGAGCUCACCUCCGAUUCCCACACGAGAUACCAGUAUGGUAAAACAUCCACCCCAAAGACAUCAAUAGCCCCUGGCGUGAAGAGAUCAUUCAACUUCAUCAAUGUAUCCCCGGGGGAAUGGCCAAUGCCGCCAAUCAAACGUAACAAACUAUUUGAAGAGGGAGUAAAACUGGAGAGUGAAAUAGCCCAAUCCAGUCAUCAGGCCACUCCAAGAAGUAUAUCACCAUCUGCUGAUAAAUCUGCUGAGGAUAUGGAGGUGUUUGAAAGCGAGGACAAAGAGGUGGAGCAGCUCCACUGCCCCGCCUGUAACAAGGCUUUUAUUUGUAAGUAUGGCCUGGAGAAUCACAUCCGGGAGAGCCACCCCAACUUCUCCUCGCUCAAGUGUCAUCUUUGUCACAUGAACUUCCACACACUUCGCAGCCUGAGUCUGCACAAGACGUUGGUGCACGCUAAAGCGCGAAAGACGGAGAAGGAAGAUGACGAAUGCAAGGAGGAUGUCAGGGCAGCUGCGGCAGCCGUUAUAGGAUUUUAUGAUCUCAGCUUUGUCGACUUCUCCAUCAAAAAGUUUUCUCUGAUUGCAAAGUCGUGGUGCGAGCAGAAUGCAAGGAAGUCAAGUAGCGUUUAUCACCAUUUUGUUUGCAAGGAAUGUUCCAAAGCAUUUCCAUGCAAGGGUGCAUUGAAACUGCAUCUCAACACCCACAGUCGUGCCAAGACAUCACAAUGCCCGCUCUGCGAGUGUGACUACAUGACAACUAAAGAGCUCCACCUGCACAUGAUAAAACACAUGUCCGACAAAGCUUUCGCUGAUGUUCAGAAACCUGUGCAAUCCAACCGUCGUAAACCAGCUAAGGACACGAAAGCCGAGGAAGUCGGAAAGCACGAUUUCUUGGCUUCAUUUGGCCUCACUGCCAAUGUCGAGUCCCUAGAUGUGACGGAGAAGGAACACAAACCAGUAUUGUCUGGUAACAACUUCAAAGUUCACGAAAGAAAAGAAAACAAUGAAUACUUCGCAAAACUUGGACAAAUAUUCUCACCAACUGUCUCACCGAUUCACCCGUCCAAGAAAAUGGAGCCUACAGAAAAUGACAAUGACUUUGCAAACAUCGCCAAGAUUUUGCAGACAUCUGCAACCGGGGGUCUCCUUGCUGGACUGCCAGGACAUGUAGCCGGCCUGGAACAGCUCGGCCUGCUCAAUCAAUCUCAACUGGCAGCAUUCAUGCCAGCAUUCUUAAACUCCUAUAAUCAUCCGUCCUUCCUGUCUACCAUGCCCGCCAUGAUGAAUGCAAGUCACAUGAUGAGUUUAGCCAAUCAGGGAGAUCCUAGUCCACUCUCCACACCCCCACCUUCUGGUGAAGGCAACAGUAGUGGAGGCAGUGCGUCGUCGCCUAGCAACGAUUCCAAGAUUGCUUUCCCAUGCAAAUACUGUGACCUAGUCUUCCCGAAUUACAGAGCACUGAAAAGUCACACCCGUACCCACCUUGGACUUUCUCCUUACAAGUGUAAUCUGUGUAGCUACUCCAGCGCCGACAAAAGCACCCUCAUCCGCCACCUCCGCACACACAACGGUGAACGCCCCUUCCAGUGCCGCGUCUGUGACUUCGCCUUCACCACCAAGGCCAACUGUGAACGCCACGUCAGGAAGAAGCAUGGUAAAAUAGUCAAAGAAGAUAUAGAGAUGGCGAUCGGUUACAACAAGUAUGUAACUGAACAUUCUGCCAUGGAUUCCUUCCACUCUCCAGACACGGUCUGCAAGUACUGCGGUGUUGACUUCAAGUUCUUCCGUGCGCUGAAGCACCAUUUACGAUCCCACAGCAGCUGUCGUCAGAAGCCGUUCCAAUGUACCCGCUGUGACGUCGGUUUUUCCACUAAAGCCAAUUGUAUCCGUCACGUCCAGAAACAACACACCGAGAUCUCACAGAACCAUAUAGAACAAUAUAUCGUCGUCCACGAACCACUCCUAGGGGAAGGAAGCGACCGUUCAGACGGCGCUCUUUCAGAUGACAACACUAGUCAAGAAUUACCCUCUCACCCGCCAGCCGCUCACUCCAACUCCAGACUGAGCAUGACCCCGAAUAGCAGUCGUGCCGAGUCUCCACUCGUUAUUAAGACAGAACCAAUCGACCCUGACAUGGAGGAUAGGCCGCUAGAUUUUAGCGUGAAAUCCUCGUCUGCCAAUUCUACCCCUAGUGUCACCCCUAGGGCAACACCAAACAAAAAGAUGGCGAAGUCUCUUGGAGAUGAACUGCCCAUGGAUCUAUCAAUCAAGAAGAAGAGUGAAAGCCCAGUGAUGUUGUCAAAUAACAAACUGAAGGUUAUGUACGACAACACCCUACACCAGUGCCAGUUCUGUCCGAUGGGCUUCUCCAGUCAACGUGUCCUCGACCGUCACAUCUGGCAGCUCCACCCACAGAUCGCUGAGAUAAUGGGUAAACACUACUUCACCCCGAUCCUCCCGUCACCAGCCGAUAAGUCAAUGACCUCGGGAAACCUUCGCCUGCCUCUGAAGCCGCCAAUCGGAGAUGGAGCUUUAGACAACAGAUCACAGACACCAAAGUUGAACAACAACUCAGAAAUGAAAAAGUCGGCCAUCUUAGAUAAGAUCAAACGUGAGGCGAGCUCUCCUUCUGGAAGCCUUCAAGGUAAUGACCCUAACUGCGACUUGGCCUCCGUCAAGAAGAUCAUAGACACCACCAACGCCAACCAUUUUCAGCUGUACCUACAAGAGAACAUCGGAGACUCGGACUCCCAGGACCGCAGCGAGGCUGCUGAUGGAGAAUACGAGGAUCUCGACAUGCCAGAAAUAUCUGACACGGACAGAGAGGAAUCGGCCCUCGUGAUCGCUGAGGAUCCUCCGGUUCUGAGUCCCCGCUCCAAGGCAGACACCAAUUCGGAGACCAGGAGCCUCAACGGUGACGACGAUAUGCCAGAUCUUAACAAACUGCUCAGCAGUGAACUACGCCAACAGAUUCAGGCAGCACAGAAAGCCGAGCGUGAGUACAUCCCCAACCAUCAGAAAAUAAAGGGAGAUAACAUUAAAAAGAAGCGCAACUCCUAUGCUGACUCUCCCCAUAAGCUGCAGUGUCCAUACUGCACUCGAACUUUCCCUUGGGUUAGCUCCCUUACAAGACAUCUCCUAACUCAUACAGGUCAAAAACCAUUCAAGUGUCCAAAGUGUCCAGUGACAUUUUCAACAAAAUCUAACCGAGAGCGUCAUCUGAUCCGUAAACACGGAGUCAACAUGAUGGACCCACUGUCUCGGCAGACCAUGGACAGACCGUACAAGUGUCACUUGUGUGUCUUCAGCUCCUUCUCCACCCAAGGAAACCUGCUUAAGCAUUACAAGGAGCGCCACAGUGGCUGCAGCCUCCCCGAGUCCCUCAUCGACCUUGACAAGGCUGUCACAACUGGACUGGCCACUACCUUGAGUGGUGAGGAAAGGUCACUAGCCCGCGAUAGAGCUCUGGGCAUUUCCCAGGACGAUGUCCUUGAGAACAGUUCCUAUGCUGCGGAGGAGCAGCUCAACCAAUCAAUGGAGAACGAACGUCCAGAUGACCGAUUCAUGUCAAUCACCAUUGAUUCAGGCUGUAAGUCGGACAAUGAGGAAGAAGAUGACCUGGAGUUAUCGACCCCGUCCAUGCCCACCAUGGAGGAUAUAAAUAACUCCAUUAACACAAGCCUCAACAGCUCAACAAAACAGUUCACCGGCUCGGCCGAGCGACAGAUCAACCCAGAGCGUGACAACUACAAUGUUGAUAAAAUCACUGAUUGCUGGAACUGUGGCGAGAAAUUUGUGUCUCGCAAGUUGUUAGUACGUCAUCUCAAGGAACACAACAUCGAUCUGCCUUUCAAGUGCUACCUGUGUGACGCUUCCUACGAUGUCCGCCUGGAUUGUCUCUUGCACCAGGAGAAGUUCCACGCCUCCGAUUGGGUGAUCCUGAAGGACAAGAACAAGGUGGACAAUGUCGACUCGUUUUCACGUCACAUGGACAAGGUCGUCGAGAACAACUGUAACAAGGUCGACCAAGGCGUUAUCCUUGAGAUCCCCGGCCAGAGUGCCGACGACCCCAAGAUGGAGGUGGUGUCUGCGGACUAUAUGCAGCGUAAAGUCUACUGUUCCCUGUGCCCCAAACGCUUCUGGUCCCUGCAGGAUCUACGCCGACACAUGCGAUCCCACACAGGUGAGCGACCAUUUGAGUGCGACAUCUGUCAGAAGCGGUUCACGCUGAAACACAGUAUGAUGAGACAUCGUAAGAAGCACAUGGAGACUGGUUCCCUCAGCCCCAGUGAUGACGAGGAUAUCAACCCCUCCACUGACGAUUUAUCUUCUCUAAAGAUCAAGGGUCCACGCUUGCUUCCCAAGCCUAGUCCAAGCAUCCUUGUCAAACAAUCGACAAUCCCGAUCCAGCUCUCCCAGCCUCUCCCAAUCAGGCCUAUGACAAACAUGUCUGGUAUUCCCGUCAUCGCUGCCAUGCCAACCAUGACUUCAAUGUCCGCUAUGCCUACUAUCCACCUCAGCAACAGUUACAACUCGGUCAGCAUCAACGGAGACAAAGCCAGGGAAGGGCAAGGUCAGCGUGCUAACAGUAUCAUCAGCAAAUUGACGCCAUCAGUAACUGCUACACUGGGGUCAGCACUAGGAUCAAUGGGAGAGGGCAAAGACAACGAUAUUUUACACAGUCUGCUUGGAGUGGAGCUGGGGUCUAUUGACAGUAUGUUGGACUCUGCAGACAGCGCAGCGAGACUCCUCGGUGUGAAUUAAAGGGUCUGUCAUCAUGGCUCCUCAGACUAGAUCGGAGAUCUGUCGGGGAGGCACCUUGGAGGGUAUUAGAGGUUCAACACAGUCGACUAGGAGUGGAGAUAAAAUAUAUUGGACUCCACAGAUAGCGCAGCAUAGCUCCUCGGAGUAAAUAAGAGAAUCUGUCGGGGAAACGCUUAGGAGCAAAUGAGAGGAUCUGUCAGCGAGACUCCUCGGUGUAAAUUAGGGAUAAUUUAUCAUUUCUCGAGGAUGACACUUACAUAAAUAAAAAGCCUACAUGAAGGCUACAACGUAUGGAAGAACUUGAGUAUUGUCAGAACUCCACUUAAUGACGAAAAAAUCUUAGCCAAAAUGAAAAUCAAAAAUGGACUUUACAGGAAAUGUCUGUUAUAAGACAUCUGUUUGUGCUGUGAGACACGAGUUGUUCGUAGCGAACUGUUGGACAUUGUAGGAAUUGCUGAAUAUAAGUUGGUGAAUUUCACCACAUUUUGCGUGAUGUUAUUUGCAUAAAUGGGAUGACAAAAAUUAAUAGUUGCCAAUGUUAAUGAGAUGAUGCAACGGAAUGAAAUAUUGCUGUCGGUUAUAAUGCUGUUGUAGAAGCGAAAACUAUUUACUGUUAAAAAUGAGUCGGCUAGUUUGAAAAUAGAAACUUAUUGCUGUAAGGUUACUCAUAUUCAGAUUAAUGAGUACUUCAGGACGAAUGAGUUGCUAGAUUUUGUUUUAACGAAUGUGGACUUAGAAUCUGUGAUAUUUCACUUGUGUGUGACCAGUGUUUUAAGGCGGGUGUGAGUUUAGAACGAGGAAGACAUCUGUGUGUGACCAGUGUAAUAUAGUGGUGGGAGAGUAUAAAAUCAGAAACACUGUGAUCCUUUAUUGAACAGCAUUAUGCAAAUAUGUAAAUGUGUUCAUGUACUUUGUUAAAUUUGACAACAUAUCAGUUAAUGCAAUUUUUGUACAUACUGUAAUUAAUUUGUGCUAGAGAUUUUUUGUACAGAUUUUAUCAGAUGUAUUUAAAUUUGGCCAUUCUUUGAUAUGUUUAUAUACAUGCCAAAUAAUGGCCAACCCAGAGGUGUAACAUGUAAUUUAUAGUUAUUAUAUUUGUAUAAAAGUGACCAGGGAUCAAACAGUGGGAAUAACGAUGUGGCCGUAGGUACUUAGACAGUUUUAUUUUUAGUUUAAUUAGUACAUUCCUCAAAUGAUUGGUCUGUGAUGCGUGGUUGCGUGCCACCUAGUUCAUUCCUCAAGUGAUGCGUGGUUGUGUGCCACCUAGUUCAUUCCUCAAGUGAUGCGUGGUUGCUUGCCACCUAGUUCAUUCCUCAAGUGAUGCGUGGUUGCGUGCCACCAUGACCAGCAAUAUAUGCAAAGUGUUCAGUCAAAGGGAGAUAAUUCAUACUGGGCAAAACAUGAUGCUGAAAUAAAAGGCAGCGGGGGCGACAUGUUCUGUGAACAUGAAGACUUAUGUCCCAGCCAUUAAUCAUUCCCAAUCAUUUUGUCUGUGAACAUGGAGACUUAUGUCCCAGCCAUUAAUCAUUCCUAAUCAUUUUGUCUGUGAACAUCAAGACUUAUGUCCAGGCCAUUAAUCAUUCCCAAUCAUUUUGUCUGUGAACAUGGAGACUUAUGUCCAGGCCAUUAAUCAUUCCCAAUCAUUUUGUUGGAGUUUUUUUGGGUGUUUUGUUGUACAUUCUAUUUUCGUAUCGCUCUCUUUAAGUAUUUAUAAAACUAACCUAGUCUCUUCACAAAGAUCUGUACUAUUUACAUUAAAUUUGUUAUUUAUGAUUUUUACUAGAGUGACAAUGUUCAACAUUCACUGAUAGCUGUAGUUUAUUUUAGUUACUCUUUUGUCCUGCUGUUUUUAUCAUUGUAUAGCUUAAGGUAUAAAUAUAUGACAGAUGAUAAUUUAAACCGAUUGAGUUUUGAUGAAAUUUUAUCGAUUCAUUUAUUCAUUUUUGCAUUGCUUCAAUGGCAUUUACAGUUUCAAGGCUGUCGCUGAAAGAACCUUUCUCCGGUAUGAUGUACCUAAUAGUCUGGGCUGUCAGUUUGCUCAAAUACGGCUACCUUCAAUUUUGCUGACAUUCUUCAUAUUUUAAAUUAUUUUCUUCAUUUAUUUACAUCAAGAUAUGUUGAUAAUUUAUUUAUUGCUAGUUUAUGGUUUUAGUUUUGAUGUGACUUAAAUUCAUAUAUAACCAAUCAAAAGUGUUAUGAAUGAGAGACAGACAAGUAAGUUGUGUGGACAGAUAAAAAAUGUGUACGCUCAUGAAAUAGGCUGUUCCACAUUAAAUAUGACUUGUUCUCGUGAGAGAAUCGAUCUCUAAUACAGGAAAUUCCUUUUAAUGUCAUGUGACCGAGAAACACAUAAAGGGUGACAUGAGCUUGGUGAGAAUUCUAGGAAUAUUCUGUCUCAGACAUUUGUAAGCUUUACUGUUUUAACACAAAGAAAGGUCAAACAUGUUAUGUCUCAAGUCAUAGGCUCAAAAUAUCCUGAUUACAGACGGUGGUUUUAAACAAAUUGAUUCAAAACACAUGAUGAGAUUUACACAGGUGAUCAGCCAUCCUUCAGAUGAAAUGUAGUGCAUUUUGUUUUAAUUUUGUAAAAUGGCUGUAUAUAUGUUUUUGUAUAUAAAUCAUUUGUUACAAAUUGCAUUCCAGAAGAUAAAGAUCUUUGAUUUUCUGUUGAAAUUGUUUGCAAACAUUCCAUUUUCUUCUGACAAUGGAUAAACCGAAAUAUAUAUUUUUAAAAAGAAAUUUCCUAUUUUUCAGAUUUUCAUAUCAAAUUGUGUACAUGCUGAUUGUAAAUUAUUUAUUUUAUUGUUUUAUACUGUGUGUUUUCCACAAGUGAUGGGUUAUUUCUUCUGAUGUUGAAAUAAACAUCUCAUAAAACUAAA